UUCCACCGCCGCGGCCACGGCCGCCGCCCCGCCUCCCCAGGCCCGGCCGGAGGGGGCUCUGAGCCGUGGACGUGACUGGGAGGAGUCUGCCCGCCUCGGCUCGCGCGCUGGCCGCCCAGGCCCGGGCGGCGAGCAUGGCGGAGCCCACGGUGUGCUCCUUCCUCACCAAGGUGCUGUGCGCCAACGGCGGCCGCAUGUUCCUCCAGGACCUGCGCGGCAACGUGGAGCUGUCGGAGGCGCGGCUGCGGGCGGUGCUGCGCCAGGCCGGGCCCGAGCGCUUCCUGCUGCAGGAGGUGGAGAUGCGGGAGGGCCUCUGGGACGCCGAGGCCGAGGCGGCGGCGGGCGCGGCUGGCGCGGGCGGCGGCGGGCCCUCGGCCUGGAGGGUGGUGGCCGUGUCCUCCGUGCGCCUCUGCGCCCGCUACCAGCGCGGCGAGUGCAAGGCCUGCGACCAGCUGCACCUCUGCCGCCGGCACAUGCUGGGCAAGUGCCCGAACCGCGACUGCUGGUCUACCUGUACCCUCUCCCAUGAUAUCCACACACCGGUCAACAUCCAAGUCCUGAAAAACCACGGCCUUUUCGGCCUCAAUGAGGCUCAGCUUCGGAUCCUGCUUUUGCAGAAUGACCCCUGCCUUUUACCAGAGGUCUGUUUACUCUACAACAAAGGUGAAGCGUUGUAUGGUUACUGCAACCUCAAGGAUAAAUGCAACAAGUUCCACGUGUGCAAGUCCUUCGUCAGGGGGGAGUGCAGACUUCAGAAGUGCACACGGUCCCAUCAGCUCAUUCAUGCUGCGGCCCUGAAGCUGCUGCAGGACCAGGGUCUGAAUAUCCCGAGUGUCGUUAACUUUCAGAUAAUCUCCACCUACAGGCACAUGAAGCUGCACAAGAUGCUCGAAAAUAAAGAUAAUUCAACUGCUUCUGCCGAGCAUUCACAGGGCGUUGAGAAACAAGGAGUACACGUAGCUGGGGCUGCAGGAGCCAGUCCUCCUGUUUCUGUCCCUGCUCAGUCAGCCAAGAAGUCGUGCGCAGGUAAACCUUAAAGGAUGGCAGUGAAAUGAGAAGAAGCUUGUCCAGUUGGAAGGUCUGAAAACAAAGCUUCUGUUGAGCUUUAAUUUGUAACCAUUUAUUCAUUUAAUUGUUUAUUAAUAGUGGCCUGGAUAAAACCUACCUCCCAGGUUGUUGUGAGAAUUAAAGAAGAUGGAAAAGGAGAAAAUGUCAGAUUGGGAGGAUAAAAUUGGGAAUGGGAGGUUGGGGAUGAGGUUGGACAUUGUGCAGGCAAAGAGGGGGUAAAACCUGAGUGUGCGUGGGGUCAGCCCAGGGCUGACCCUGGAGACGGCGUCUCUGCCUGCAGCCCCCAGAGCUUUCCCCAGGUUGCCUGGCCGGAGCUCUGAAGGGGGUAGGUUUCUGCUGCUUGUGUGACCCAGCCAAGUGUUUUUCCACAUAUACACACAUUUUACCUUCACACACACAUUUAUGCAUUUACACAAAUGUAUUUAUAGAGUGCGUACACUUUAUACUCUUUAUUUUUUUUACUUGUUAUUCCAUAAGUGUCUUUCUACUUUGUUCACAUUGAUCAUGCAUGAUCGUUUUUAUGCACAGAUACACUAAUAUAGCCUAGUUUACUUAACUGUUUCCCUUAUUUGGGGAUAUUUUGCUUCUUUCUAACGAAUUUUGAAUAUAACUCUUUUCUUAAAAUCCACACAAUAUUGAAUUUUUAAAGUUAUUCUUUACUUUUGCUUAGCUUUAGUUGCUAAAUGAUAGCAUCUUUUGGUUUGCAUUUCUUUACAUAUAUGUACAAGUAAAUAUUUUUCCGUGUGUCUGCCUUCCGUAUGUAUUUCGUGCAUUUUGUCCAUGCCCUUUAAUUACUGGAGCCCUCCCCUGCAGAUGUGGGAUGACUUUUAAUUAGGCUCCUUGAUUUUCAUGAAAGGAUGUCAUCUGUGCUGUGCUCAUGUGAUAGCUAACUCUUGUGGAUGUGGAUCCAUCCUCACCCAUCACCACAGAGUAUAUAACUUCCAGGUGCUCACCAGAGAUUUCUACCUCAUUCUGUUGACACUCUUAUCUCUUAUUAAGCUUUUACCGAAGCCCAAAUUGCUAUAGUUUGAAGGAUGUGUAGUUUGUCCAUUCCUCUGCCUUGUAUCUGUUCUUUCUGUGGAUCAGGAUGGACCAUCAGAAAUCUAUAUACCUCACCCAUUUCGUGUUGACUCUCUCCUUCCUCCCUUCUGUCUGCCCCGACCCGCCCAGCUGUCUUCAUCAGAUUGUACUGAGAUGUUUGGUUCUUUGUUUUUGUCAAGGGGUACCACAGAGAAGCAGCUUUAUGAAGUCCUUUCCUGUGUUUGCUGUAGCAGUAUUCCCCAGUGUCAUUGUGUAGUGUUUUUAAAAAGAUUUUACCUGUUCUGCAGGAACAUAACAUUUGAGAAAUAGGGACAAGGUAGCGAGUUUUUCGUAAAGCUAAAUUUAUUUAACUUAGAAAAUUUUUUUAUCAAAAAUACUGUCUUGUCUAUUGUGCAGAAAUGUCCUGUUUAAAGUGAGAAAUUGCUAUGCUUUCUCCUAAUGGACGAUAAUGGAGUCACGCAACUUAUGUUAAUCUUUUCACUUUGAUUGUCAACAACACUUUCUGAAAGCCCUUGUGUUCUGCACAUCUGGUUUCUUUUUUCUUAGUUCUGAUUUCUCCUGGUGCUAAGUUUUUUAAGAAUUGUUUUUACAUUUUAUUAUUAUUUGCAUUAUAUCCUUUUAUGAUGUAUAUUUUUGUUGUAAGCCACCUGAAGUCCUUAAUGGCAAUAGUGUCAUGUGUAAAUGCAUACCUCUCCCAUUAAGAGACUUGGUGGAAUUUUACCUUAUUGUGUACUUUUUAUAUAUUUUAUAAUUAUGAUUUUAUAUAUGAAGUUAUUGACCCUCUCUAAUCUUUGUUGCAACAUUUUAUUCAGUUCUAUAAUAUUCCAUUUUGAUCUUAGUUCUGUUGGUAUUCAUUCUAUAAAGGUCUUUUAUAUAACCAUCUCUGUCUCUCGUCUUUUUCCCUGAUGAUUCAGCUGUUAGGAGUCGUCCCAUUAGAGCUGGAGAGAGGUUUUCUUUGGCAGUUUAUUGGGGCUUGUGAGAUGAAGCUGCACGUCCGUAGGGUCCACAAAUCCAACAUACCCUCAACUCAGAGAUUAACUUUCCUCCAGAUUUGUUCCUCCUUUCGUUUCUUUCUUUUGGCAUGUUACCACCUAUGACUUAAGCCAAAAACCUACAAACUGUCCUAUACUCUUCUUUCUUCUUCUUCCCUGUGUCAAACUGGUUACCCAGUGUUGGAGAUUUUUUCCCCCUCAAAAAUCUCUCGAAUUUGUAUGCUUUUCUGCCCCUUUCUUUCCGUCUGAUACACACAGCCUUGUUUCACACCUCCGCCACCUCUUGCAUUUAUUUCACAGAUGCGUAACUCGGUGAUUUUCAAGUCAUCUUGCAAGGGUUUUUUGUAGAAGCUGCUAGGGGGCCCCCUGCUCCACUUCAGUGCUGGUAGCCCCCUUUUAAUUUGUAACAUAGUAGGUAGGCUUUUGUGCAUUUCAUUGAUCUCCUAACCCCCUCCCCCGCCCCCCCUGCUCUCCCUCUGCUUUCCGACCUGCUGCCUGGUUGAUCUUUUGAAAUGCAAACCUAAUCAUACUGCUUUUUCGACCAUAACCUUCAUUGGUCCCCGUCACGUGGAGUAGGAGUCAUAAACUCAGAUGCCUCCAGCGACCAGAAAGGUGAGUUAAAUGGAUGAAGUGAGCUGACUGUAAGAGGAAUGGGGGAAGAGAGCAAGUGCUUUGGCAAACUGUCCUGUCUAAAAGAGGCAACUACCUCUUGUUUCCAUGUGAGAAUGUGGGCCCGUAUUGUCCGUAUCAUCCCAUUUGUCAAAAGAAGCCAGAAAUCCAGAUUUUUAUGAGAAAUUUUCUGACUUUUAAAUAUUGACUCUUGUUUUUAAAAGAUUUUAUUUUUCCUUCUUCUCCCCAAAGUCCCCCAGUAUAUAGUUAUAUAUUUUUAGCUGUGGGUCCUUCUAGUUGUGGCAUGUGUACGCUGUCUCAGCGUGGCCCGAUGAGCAGUGCGAGGUCUCCUCCCACCAUCCAAUCCAGCGAAACCCUGGGUCAGUGCAGCAGAGGGCGCGAACUUAACCACUCGGCCACGGGGCCGGCCCUAAAUAUUGACUCUUAAUUGAGUUUUUAAAAUGCAGACCAAUAUUGUGUGUCCGACCUACCUGCAAUUUCUGGAAUGCGCCAUUUUAUCUGCGACUCUGUGUUUGUAACGAUGCUCCUUCCGAGUGCCCCUCCCUCCUUCCUCCUGCCUCACGCCUCACAGCCUGGCAGAGUGAGAUUUGAAAUGCCCAUGUAGCCUUUCCUGAGCCCAAGAGAGGCGGCUCUCGGCGCUCGCGAAGCUCCAGCAUAGCACUUACCGCAGUGCAUUUCAGCGCUUUGUGCUUUUAUUCCCUAGCUUUGAGCAAAAGCAUUGAUUAGUCUUCUUGGUAAUUCUAACUCUUGGUAGUUAAAUAUUUUUUGCCAUAUAAUAAAUUAAACUCUGCAUUCGAAUCCAUUAAAUCAAUAUAUUGGUCUUCAUUGUUGUUUUUUUCUCCCCACACGUGUAUAUUUUUAAUAGUCAAAAAAAUCUUUUUUCCCCUAAGGAAUGUGUUAUAUAAGGCAAACAUAUUUUUGGUGCUUCAGUUUGAAUUGUCUAGGUCUAAAAUUAACUUUUUAAGACUUAUGUUCAUGAUACCAAUUCUUUCUAUCAAGGAAUUGAGUCUCCAUUAUUGAUACUUCUUGAUUUCUUUCAUUAUAAUUUGGUCUUGCUUUUGUCUGGGUCUUAUAUAUCCCUUGUAUAAAUUCUUUCUUGGCUAAAUGUGUCUGUAUUGAUACUCAGUAUGGGACUCUCUAUCAUUAGAAUGCUAUUCAUUUUUUAAGUAUUUGUUUUUGGGUGACUUGUCUUUGUUCUAACAGUGUUAGAUGGCCUAUUUGUUUUUUCUAAAUGUAAAAUCAUAGCUGCAAAAAUAUUGGUCUUUUCUUAUGUAUUUCUGUUUUGUUUUUGUGUUAAAUAAAAUUGUGAUAAAAAGAUA
Messenger RNA from Equus caballus (horse), 5050 nucleotides. It is a transcript of the gene ZC3HAV1L, whose product is annotated as ZC3HAV1 like. The record is from RefSeq and is a predicted model, not a curated record. Lineage: Eukaryota; Metazoa; Chordata; Mammalia; Perissodactyla; Equidae.